Endocarpon pusillum Z07020 is the source of this 1563-nucleotide messenger RNA. RefSeq lists its product as uncharacterized. The transcript has a single exon. Gene Ontology annotation, molecular function: protein binding. The coding region runs from base 1 to 1563 and encodes 520 amino acids. Lineage: Eukaryota; Fungi; Ascomycota; Eurotiomycetes; Verrucariales; Verrucariaceae. The record is from RefSeq and is a predicted model, not a curated record.
AUGGGUCUCGAAGAUCUGCUGACUGGUCGCACGAUCUUAGCACCACAACUCUAUUUGGUACCACUGAACAAUUCAUUCCCAGUUGAUGGACCCCUACCAGCCAACAGCUACUACGUGACAGGAUCACCCCAGCAAUGGCAUAAUGAAGGUGCUUUCUUUCAAGAUGCGGAGGAAACCAUACUGUACAAUUUCGGUGGAUAUACAGACGACGAGCAACAACCUAUCAAUGCUCUAAACACCUACAACGUCACCUCCAGUGAAUGGUCUAAUGUCACUGUCUCUGGUGGCGACUUCAAUUACGCGGGACGAGCAGCAACCUCUCAUGCUAGAAGUCUAGGCACAUCAGAAGCUCUCAGCUUUGUAACAGGAGGCUGGGACGAUGUAGGUGGAAUGAUUCGGUUCAACGCCUCAGACCCUGCCAACCCACAAUGGCAAAACGAAACAGACAACAAUCCACCUCUUACUCUCGAAGGAAGUAUGCAAUUCAUCCGUCUGGGUCCAAAGGGCUCGCUGAUCCAUUUUGGUGGUUAUAACAAAGACUACAUCAACCCAAAUUACACAGGCUGGUCAUUCGACCGCAGAUCACUCGCACAGAUCAGCGUUUAUGAUAUCGACUCCGCGACCUGGUUUAAUGUGACUGCUAGCGGCGAUAUCCCGAGCGAUCGAUCUGCCUUCUGUAGCGUGGUUUCCUCUGCUCCGGAUGAUAGCAGCUUCCAAAUAACCAUCUAUGGUGGCUGGGACCUUUUUGGUGCGCGCUCCUUUGCAGACACUUACGUCCUUUCUAUCCCCGCCUUUCAAUGGAUCAACGUGACAGAUUCCUCUCACCCGGAUGCGCACCUCUCAGCUGGUAACGAUUUCUCAGGAAGAGACCACCACCGCUGCGUAGCAUACAAAGAACGGCAAAUGCUCGUCCUGGGGGGCAUACUUCGAAUCGAAAGAGAACAACAAAACAGUGGCGGCUGUAACAGAAGCCUCCCAGCUCUCCGGGCUCUCGACCUGACCACCUUCCAGUGGAGCGACAGAUGGAACGGAAGCCCGGAGCCAUAUUCGGUCCCAGACGCAGUCACUCGCAUCAUUGGGGGCAACGGUGGUGGCGGAGCAACAAUGAAACAACCGAACGGCGGUUUCAAUGAUUCUGCCCUGAACUCCGUAUUCGCUGCUGUUGCAGCUCGAUAUACACCCAUCGCAACGCGCCAGUCCGACCCCGGCGGAUCUUCGCCGAUUUCCAAUGGUGGUUACAGCCCAGCACGAAGAACAAACAGAGGCGCCAUAGCCGGCUGGGUGGUGGGCGGAAUCGCCCUUCUCGCUCUCAUUCUCGCGGUCGUCUUCAUGCUCAUACGCAGGCGCAAACGGGGUGGAAAAGCAUCGCCGCUGCACCACCCUCCACAGCACGCGUGGGAUGACAAACCACAAGAGAUGAGCAACGAUACACAGACUCGGCAUUUCCGGCCGGGUGUUUACUAUAAGCCGGUGACGCAGGAGAUGGAUGGCGGCUACCGGGGCAGCGAGGUGACGAGUGAUACGAGUGAUCCGAGGAGACCGGUUGGUGAAUUGCCUGGGUAA